Messenger RNA from Trifolium pratense (red clover), 1033 nucleotides. RefSeq names its product MOB kinase activator-like 1A. Gene Ontology annotation, biological process: signal transduction; positive regulation of protein phosphorylation. The coding region runs from base 119 to 763 and encodes 214 amino acids. The transcript has 7 exons. Gene Ontology annotation, cellular component: nucleus; cytoplasm. Lineage: Eukaryota; Viridiplantae; Streptophyta; Magnoliopsida; Fabales; Fabaceae. Gene Ontology annotation, molecular function: protein kinase activator activity. The record is from RefSeq and is a predicted model, not a curated record.
UCGAAAUCUAAAGCUGGAAAGUGGCAAACAAACAGAACCUGAAGAAAAUUAACAAAGAGGAAGAAAGAAAGAGCUUCCACUCAAACGCGCUUUCUCUCUUCCUUCUCUCUCUCAAGCCAUGAGCCUCUUCGGUAUUGGUGGCAGAAACCAGAGAACAUUCCGCCCAAAAAAAAGUACUCCUUCUGGAAGCAAGGGAGCUCAGCUCAGAAAACACAUUGAUGCGACGUUAGGUAGUGGAAAUCUGAGGGAAGCAGUAAAGCUACCUCCUGGGGAGGAUUUGAAUGAGUGGCUAGCUGUCAACACUGUUGAUUUUUUCAACCAGGUGAAUCUGCUCUAUGGCACCCUCACUGAGUUCUGUACUCCUGAGAAUUGUCGCACAAUGACUGCAGGACCCAAGUAUGAAUAUAGAUGGGCAGACGGUGUGCAAAUUAAAAAACCUAUUGAGGUAUCUGCUCCAAAAUAUGUAGAAUAUCUGAUGGACUGGAUUGAAUCACAGCUUGAUGAUGAAUCCAUAUUCCCCCAGAAGCUUGGUUCUCCAUUUCCUCCCAACUUUAAGGAUGUUGUGAAGACAAUAUUUAAGCGGCUGUUCCGUGUAUAUGCUCAUAUAUAUCAUUCUCACUUUCAGAAAAUUGUGAGCCUCAAAGAAGAGGCCCAUCUAAACACAUGCUUCAAGCAUUUUAUACUCUUCACUUGUGAGUUUGGGCUGAUUGACAAAAAGGAACUGGCUCCACUUCAAGAGCUUAUAGAAACCAUAAUAUAUUAAAAUGUAUGAAUUGGGACCAAAACUCUUACUGUGAAAUAUCUUAUCCUAGGAAACAUAAACUAAUGUGUUACUCUAAAAUCAGAGACUGCUUUUUUAAAUCUGAUUUUAGAAAUUCUCCUUGUAUCUGUUGUGUUGAAUGAGUUUGGGAACAGGGUCUAAUAAGUAUGAAAUACAUACAAUGGGGUACCAUGGAUCCCAAUGUUUAACUUUAAUGUUUUAGCUUGUUUGCCAUCUAAAAAGCCUACUUCAUGUUUGAUGUUUUAGUAUGAA